Molecule: messenger RNA, 846 nt
Organism: Gadus macrocephalus (Pacific cod)
Lineage: Eukaryota; Metazoa; Chordata; Actinopteri; Gadiformes; Gadidae
Product: myosin-8-like
Biological process (GO): peptidyl-threonine phosphorylation; actomyosin structure organization
Cellular component (GO): cytoplasm; cytoskeleton; myosin complex
Molecular function (GO): protein serine/threonine kinase activity
Source: RefSeq, a predicted model, not a curated record
AUGGUGGACCGUAGGAACGGUCUCAUGGUGGCUGAAAUUGAGGAACUGAGGGCAGCUCUGGAACAGACAGAGAGAGGCCGCAAAGUGGCUGAGCAAGAGCUGGUGGACGCCAGUGAGCGUGUUGGACUGCUGCACUCUCAGAACAAAAGCUUGUUGAACUCAAAGAAGAAGCUUGAGACCGACCAGGGUGAGGUGGACGACACCGUCCAGGAAGCCAGGAAUGCUGAAGAGAAGGCCAAGAAGGCCAUCACUGAUCUUAAGAAAGAGCAAGACACUAGUUCUCAUCUGGAGAGGAUGAAGAACCUGGAGGUCACAGUGAAAGACCUGCAGCUUCGCCUGGAUGAGGCUGAGAACCUGGCCCAAGGCAAGAAGCAGCUCCAGAAACUGGAGGCCAGAGUUUGUGAUCUGGAAUCAGAGGUUGAUAAUGAACAGAGACGUGGAGCAGAGGCUGUAAAAGGUGUCUGCAAAUAUGAGAGGCGGGUCAAGGAACUCACCUACCAGACUGAGGAGGAUAAGAAGAAUGGUUGCAGACUACAGGAUCUUGUGGACAAACUGCAGCUGAAGGUGAAGGCUUACAAGAGGCAGGCUGAGGAAACGGAGGAGCAGGCCAACUCUUACCUGUCCAAGUGCAGGAAGGUUCAACAUGAGCUGGAGGAGGCUGAGGAACGUGCUGACAUCGCUGAGACUCAGGUCAACAAGCUGAGGGCCCAGAGCCGUGACUCUGGAAAGGUAAUUGGACGGCAAAGUACUGUUCACAUUAUUGCGCAAACAUAUAUCUUAGAAUUAACUGAAAUUAUUUGCUUGAAAAUGACUAUGUAUCUAAUUCCUAUAUUUUGUGUGCGCUGA